GAUUUGAACGCUUCUCGUUCUCGUGUGAUCAUGUGGGUCUGCCGGAGAAGGGGCUUCCCUCUCGUGUUACAGGUUUCCCCUCCAGGAAAACUAUUAGCUAAUGAUAUCAAGGGGGAUUCAAUUACUUUGGGGGGUAUCUGCAAUCCUAAAAGAGUGGGUCCUCUGUCUUUUGUUGGGGAAUGAACGACGAGAAAAGCCCGGCUAGCUGCAAGAGAAACUCUGGGUGUACCAGUAUUGAGCAAAUGCUGGCUGUGAACCCCGGAAAGACACCCAUCAGUCUGCUGCAGGAAUAUGGAACGCGGAUAGGCAAGACCCCAGUGUACGACCUGCUAAAGGCUGAGGGCCAGGCCCACCAGCCCAACUUCACCUUCCGCGUGUCUGUGGGAGACAUCAGCUGCACAGGCCAGGGUCCCAGCAAGAAGGCCGCCAAACACAAGGCUGCAGAAGCCGCCUUGAAGAUGUUGAAAGGAGGGAUGCUGGGAGGGCUAGGGGGGAAUGGGAUGGAGGGAGACGGGUUUGCUGGCAUAGACAUUGCCUUGGAGGGGGAUUGCUCCCAGUCAGAGAUAAAAUCUUCCAGCUCCAGUCAGCAAGCUGAGUGUAAUCCAGUCGGAGCUCUGCAGGAGCUGGUGGUGCAGAAAGGCUGGCGUUUACCUGAGUACACAGUCACACAGGAGUCAGGACCUGCACAUCGAAAAGAGUUCACAAUGACCUGCAGAGUGGAAAGAUUUGUUGAAAUUGGCAGUGGAACAUCAAAGAAGCUUGCUAAGCGUAAUGCAGCAGCGAAGAUGCUCUCCCGGAUCCAUGAUGUGCCUGUGGACAUGCGCAGCAGUCACGAAGUUGAGGCAGAGGAUGACACCUUCAACAUGCAUGUGGGUGGCAGGUUAGAGGGAGGGAAGUGUAAGGGAUUUGGAUGUACGUGGGAUUCUUUGCGGAAUUCAGCUGGGGAGAAGAUUCUGCAGCUGCGGAGUCAUCCUCUAGGCCUCCCUAACUCCAACUUCUGCUCUCUACUCCAUGACCUCUCUGAGGAGCAGCGAUUUGAUGUGAGCUACCUGGACAUAGAGGAGCGCAGUCUCAGCGGCCUGUACCAGUGUCUGGUGGAGUUGUCCACUCAGCCCAUCACAGUGUGUCAUGGCUUUGCCCCCAGUCAGGACGCAGCACGAGCCAGUGCAGCACACAACGCACUCCAGUACCUCAAGAUCAUGGCCGGUGGAAAGUAAGGCUGUGCCGUCUGAGAAACAUGAAUUGAAAGGAGUUAGGAAGAUUACCUCUGUAGCCUGCGGUGUUUUCAGCUGUGGGCGUAUUGGAUUUUUGUGCACUAUCUUGUUGGCCCACCGAUUUUAGUAAUGCCCCAAAGCCAUUUGACUGUCCCACAGAGCUCUAAAGAUAAACUGAUGAAGCCUUUGUCCCCCUGAAAAGGAUCCAAAGCCUCUGCAAAUCUGUACUCCAAAAAAGGCUGACAACAAAGGUUUUUAACAGAGAACAUUUGUUUUUGCUAGUUACCCCAGGUGAGUUUUAUUGUGUUGCUGAAUUAUCCUGAAAUGUCUGAUAUUCCCGUAAUACUUUUAACCAACACUUUAUUUCUCUUCCCUUUUGUUUAAUCAGACUAAUGAUUUUCUAUUUACCAUUUGACUUCCUUUCAAAGUGAUCUACAUAGUUUGUUCUAUAUUUUUAACUGAAUGAACUCAAAUUUACACUUCAUAACAUUCAGUCGGUCUUCAGAUUAGAUUUCAGAUACAAAAUUUGCAGAAACGCGUGUAUUGACAGUUGAUUCAUAGCUGAACUCAGAUCUUUUUAAAAGAUAAUUCUUUCCAGUAUUUAUUCACCCUUUUAUUGUAUCCAUACAAUAGGGAAAAUAGAUUAAUCUCCAUUCAUUUGAAUGUGCAACACUAAUUGUGCCAUGUAGUUCUGAACUUCCCUAAUUAAAGCAUUUUCACAAGA
Molecule: messenger RNA, 1938 nt
Organism: Colossoma macropomum (tambaqui)
Lineage: Eukaryota; Metazoa; Chordata; Actinopteri; Characiformes; Serrasalmidae
Gene: tarbp2
Product: TAR (HIV) RNA binding protein 2
Exons: 7
Coding region: 180-1217 (345 amino acids)
Biological process (GO): regulation of miRNA processing; regulation of siRNA processing; regulation of viral transcription
Cellular component (GO): RISC-loading complex
Molecular function (GO): double-stranded RNA binding; pre-miRNA binding; siRNA binding
Source: RefSeq, a predicted model, not a curated record